GGGCGGGCGCUAGCACGGCUGAGGCGACUCGGACUCGGAGCGUGAAUAUAAGUCGCUGCCCGCGCACCAUGCCCCGCCACUGCUCUCCUUCCUCUUCUCGCCACCGCCACCCCCGCCCGCCCCGGGAGGCCUUUGUCCAGCGUUCUUCCUCCCGGCUCGCCCCGCCACACUCGUUUAGUCCCCCGCGCUCCCCCCCGCUCGCCGGAGCCCGUUCCCCUCGCUCUUCCCUUCGUUCGUGCUUGCCUGUUUUUGAGCCCUUCGCUUCCUGUCCACCAUGACCUCCUGCGGCCUCCCCUUCUUCCUCGAGGACCAGACCGGCGAGCUCACCGGCUCCGAGUUCGUCGACCUCUACAACCGCAUGCGCCUCAGCCUCCGCUGCACCCUCCGCGACGUGUCCCACACCGCGUACAUGAUCUACGACCUCUCCUCCCGCCCGAACGCGUUCAGCGCGCCCCUCGCGUGCCUCGACUUUGGCGCGAACCGCGCGCUCGGCACCGUCAAGAUCGGGAACGGCGAGAGCGUGAAUAUGAAUCAGUACUUGACCAAGGCCGGGGGAUCUGGCGGCCAAAAGGGCAGGAAGUUCCGGGCGUCCGACGGGCAGGAGUACCGCUGGUCCCACCAAAGCAAGGGCGAUGAGGAGUGGAGUUGCACAAACGCGAGCAACUACCACGUCGCGUCGUAUUGCCUCAAGUCGCCCGACGAGCCCAAGUACGCCGGCUCCUCGGGCUGCGUCCUCACCGUCGAGGAGUCCUACUCGAACAUCGUAGGCGAGCUCCUCGCCUCCCUGAUCAUCAUGCGACACAUCGCAAAGUACAACCUCUAAUAUGCCUCCUGGCCGGCGACCCUCCGCCGACGGUGCUGCGCACCCACGGGCCCCCCACCGCUCGCCGCCACCAUCAGCAAGCAUCUUGUCCCACCUGCUGUUCGUAUAGUAGGGUCGCAGUGUACCCCCGCCGACCCCGACCCCACAACGACAUAUACAGUAUCCUAGAGUCAACCUAAUCCCCACCUAUUGCUGCUAAUUUUGCGUAUGCGUACGCGUGUCCUGUCUGCCUGCAUUGUGCUCCGCUGUACAUACUUAAUGUCCCAUAGUGCACCCUUACCUCGAGCUCCUGUACAUGUACGUAGACUCAAAAUGUAUGCAUAGCUGUCCAUACUCUCUCAUGGUAAUACAGUCCGGCUUGUUCGUCUAGACAGACAUACAUAUCACGCAUAGAGUCAGACCUGUCGUCCACCUGCCGUCGGU
This is a messenger RNA of Rhodofomes roseus, 1246 nucleotides long. RefSeq lists its product as uncharacterized. The transcript has 4 exons. Bases 275 to 823 code for a protein of 182 amino acids. The record is from RefSeq and is a predicted model, not a curated record. Lineage: Eukaryota; Fungi; Basidiomycota; Agaricomycetes; Polyporales; Fomitopsidaceae.